Messenger RNA from Paramecium primaurelia, 120 nucleotides. Lineage: Eukaryota; Ciliophora; Oligohymenophorea; Peniculida; Parameciidae. The record is from the annotation of a GenBank genome assembly.
AUGAGAACGUUGUUGAUCCUAUACUAAUUGUUAUUCUUAAUAAUACUGCAAUUGUCUCAGAAUAUUAAACUAUAAUUGUUGAAAAUGAAAAAUAGCUUAAAUUAAAAACUCCAAUUGUGA